This is a messenger RNA of Cylindrotheca closterium, 1086 nucleotides long. The record is from the annotation of a GenBank genome assembly. NCBI's taxonomy places the organism in Eukaryota, Bacillariophyta, Bacillariophyceae, Bacillariales, Bacillariaceae.
AUGCAAGCAUCAAUACCAUUACUUACUUCCUACGCUCGCCCAGCGUUGAUUGUAAUAUGUGGUAUGCUGCUUUUCAAUCUGCCCACACUGAUAUACAAGUCCCAAAUGUUCUUGCGAGGAGUGGCCUACAUUCUCCUUUGCAACGACAAGUCCUGGAAGAAACCAGAUGAUCCAAGUCUGGUAGUGGGUCCAUUGCUCGAAGACUCCUCGAAGAUUGAGCGCAAGACGGUCUAUUUUGUACGCCACGGGGAGUCUACCUGGAAUGAUACAUUCAACAAAGGAAGUCAUCGGAGUUGGUUCACCUUUAUCCUUGGGUGGUAUCCUGGACUCAUUAAAGCGGUCCUAUACGAACUCUACUUGUUUCUCGCUGGAAAGCUUGAUAGUUGGUUCUACGAUGCACCAUUAUCCAACUUAGGCAUUAGGCAAGCAGAAGAUCUCUCCAAAUUUUUGAAUGAACAGCAACCACCGAAAGAGCAAUCAUCGUUCGGCGACCGAGAAAAGUUUCACUUGUCGGUCUUGACUGCCCAACCAGGAUCUCCUCCCAGCAAACUCGUAUGUUCCAACCUGCGGCGAGCCAUAUCCACAGUAGCAGCAGCCUUUCAAGAUCGGCUAUCUAGAAGGCCUCAGGAAAAGAUCCUUAUCAUUCCAGUUCUACAGGAAAUAAGUCGUAACCCGGACGCACUUUCCCUUACUCCUGCCCAUGCUCAGAUCCAUGCUUCUUGGAUGGAAAAGACUUCUACCGUUUGCGAUUUCCAGAACAUCUUCACCAACCAAGUAGACAUGAGCCUACACAGUGGCAACAAACCCAUUGGUACCAAUGGGCUGAAACGAAUGAAUCUGUUUUGUGACUUUUUGUUUUCACCUUCCGUUACGGAAGACUAUGUCAUUGUGGGAGGACAUUCUCUGUGGUUCCGAUCCUUCUUUCAAACGUUUUUGCCUUAUACUACGAUCCAUGCCUCUCAAAAGAAGAAGAUUGUCAAUGGUGGAGUGGUUGCCUUUGAAUUUGUCAAGGCGAAUACCAAGUAUGGACCAAGAUAUAUGAUUGAUCCCAAGAGUAUUGAUGUUGUGUAUGGUGGUUUUCAUUAA